AUGCCUCUGGACGAGGAGGGAGCUAAGUGGUCCUGCGAGCCAUGUAUUCGCGGUCAUCGAUCCUCAAAAUGCCAGCAUUUCGAUCGAUUGAUGAUAAAAGUGCGCAAGGCUGGACGUCCUCUUACUCAGUGUCCUCACCCGAAAGGAGCUUGCAGUUGCCAGAGGACAUAUAUCGCAAUGGCCAGAAUCUCGAAAGGCUCGAGGUAUCUUUGCCGACCUUUAUACAAACUCCCAGAGAGUCAAGAUGACAUCUCUCAAUCAACCCCAGCAUAUGUGCCCCUUAUGGCGUCACCACAUCCGUCUCGUUAA
Molecule: messenger RNA, 309 nt
Organism: Penicillium canescens
Lineage: Eukaryota; Fungi; Ascomycota; Eurotiomycetes; Eurotiales; Aspergillaceae
Product: copper fist DNA-binding domain-containing protein
Exons: 3
Coding region: 1-309 (102 amino acids)
Biological process (GO): intracellular iron ion homeostasis; positive regulation of transcription by RNA polymerase II; intracellular copper ion homeostasis
Cellular component (GO): nucleus
Molecular function (GO): copper ion binding; DNA-binding transcription factor activity, RNA polymerase II-specific; RNA polymerase II cis-regulatory region sequence-specific DNA binding
Source: RefSeq, a predicted model, not a curated record